Messenger RNA from Dermacentor silvarum, 833 nucleotides. RefSeq lists its product as uncharacterized. Gene Ontology annotation, molecular function: metalloendopeptidase activity. Bases 91 to 768 code for a protein of 225 amino acids. The transcript has 3 exons. NCBI's taxonomy places the organism in Eukaryota, Metazoa, Arthropoda, Arachnida, Ixodida, Ixodidae. Gene Ontology annotation, biological process: protein processing. The record is from RefSeq and is a predicted model, not a curated record. Gene Ontology annotation, cellular component: plasma membrane.
CGGUACACUUGGAGCGCUGUCGGUGAUCGUUCCGCUGCUGCACACGUGAUGUAACGCUGCCGCUUUGGCCAGUAGGACUGCUGACUCGGCAUGCGCGUACGCCGGACAUUGGUCUUCGCGUGCAGCUCGGGCGGCUGGGCACUGGACAUGCGGCCGACGUGGAUACCCGGAGGGGCCCUGCGGCUGCCACCCGGGCUGUUCGGCUCCAUCUUGCCGCUCAACAGCUCGCUGCGCACUCUGCAAAUGGCACGGGUGGCAGUGCGCUUGUACACCGCCUUGGCCGCGCGACUCAGGGACAUUCCGGGCGUGUUCGAUUCCCCCGUGCGCGAAUCUGAGGCGGCGAAUCUCCGGAGCGUGGCCGACUGCCUCCGCAAGGACUUGGAUGCCAUGCCGCCGGCGCUCAAGAGCGGCUUUCCGCCUGCCAAGGGCCAGCCCUGGGCGCUCUUUGACCAGGCGGUGGGCUUAGCCCUGGCGCACGAUAACCUGGCGGAGAUGCUGGACACCCGGCGCAUCUGGGGCAAAGACCUACGGCUGAAGGGGCUCGAGAACCUCUCCUCGGACCAGCUGUUCUUCGUGUACUACGCACUGGACAACUGCCAGCGGUCCGACGCGCAGGCGCAGCGCCGGCUGCCGUGGGCGCUCGGCGGACAGGAGCGCGUCAACGGGCCGCUCCGCCACUGGGCCCCGUUCGCCAAGCACUUCGGCUGCCUCGACGGAGAGCCCAUGGUGGCGCCGAAGCGGUGCACGCUGCUCGAUGCACACGCCUAGCGUGUACCAUGAACAGCACGUGGUCUCAUACUAUACACAACGAACGCGCUAGUGCUGUUGACUAA